Boleophthalmus pectinirostris (great blue-spotted mudskipper) is the source of this 2177-nucleotide messenger RNA. Its product is annotated as WD40 repeat-containing protein SMU1. Gene Ontology annotation, molecular function: protein binding. Gene Ontology annotation, biological process: mRNA splicing, via spliceosome. Lineage: Eukaryota; Metazoa; Chordata; Actinopteri; Gobiiformes; Gobiidae. The record is from RefSeq and is a predicted model, not a curated record. Bases 128 to 1669 code for a protein of 513 amino acids. The transcript has 2 exons. Gene Ontology annotation, cellular component: precatalytic spliceosome.
GGGGCAGAGGGGGGAAUGCCUUAUCCAGUUCUAGUUAUAGAUUCACGCUCUCGACCUACCCCGACGAACAAGGCCUCUGUCCGCCUGCUCCGUUUUAAUCAACUUAGCAUUGUAGCUGAAAAUAGCCAUGUCUUUGGAGGUAGAAUCCGCAGACGUAAUCCGUCUAAUAAUGCAGUACCUGAAAGAGAACAAUCUUCAUCGCAGCUUGGCCACGCUGCAGGAGGAAACCACCGUGUCGCUCAACACGGUGGAUAGCAUAGAGAGCUUUGUGGCUGACAUUAACAGCGGCCACUGGGACACUGUGCUACAAGCCAUCCAGUCUCUCAAGCUGCCCGAUAAGACCCUUAUAGACCUCUACGAACAGGUGGUGUUGGAAUUGAUCGAGCUUAGAGAGCUGGGCGCUGCCCGUUCUCUUCUCAGACAAACAGACCCCAUGAUCAUGUUGAAGCAGACCCAGCCUGAGCGGUACAUACACUUGGAGAACCUGUUGGCUCGCUCCUACUUUGAUCCAAGAGAGGCAUAUCCAGAUGGGAGCAGUAAAGAGAAGAGGAGAGCAGCCAUUGCUCAGGCCUUGGCCGGAGAGGUCAGUGUGGUGCCACCAUCACGUCUGCUGGCUCUGCUGGCACAGUCUCUAAAGUGGCAGCAGCACCAAGGCCUGCUGCCUCCAGGGAUGACCAUUGAUUUGUUCAGAGGAAAAGCAGCAGUUAAAGAUGUGGAAGAUGAACGUUUCCCUACACAGCUCAGCCGACAGAUUAAGUUUGGCCAAAAAUCCCAUGUAGAGUGCUCACGAUUCUCUCCCGAUGGACAGUAUCUGGUCACUGGUUCUGUGGAUGGCUUUAUUGAAGUCUGGAACUUCACUACAGGGAAAAUCCGAAAGGAUUUGAAGUAUCAAGCCCAGGAUAACUUCAUGAUGAUGGAUGAUGCAGUGCUUUGCAUGUGUUUCAGCCGAGACACAGAGAUGCUAGCCACUGGAGCCCAGGACGGGAAGAUCAAGGUAUGGAAGAUUCAGAGUGGCCAGUGCCUGAGGCGCUUUGAGCGUGCUCACAGUAAAGGCGUGACAUGUGUGAGCUUCUGCAAAGACAGCACUCAGCUCCUCAGUGCUUCUUUUGACCAGACCAUCAGAAUCCAUGGUUUAAAGUCAGGAAAAACACUGAAGGAGUUCCGUGGCCACAGUUCUUUUGUAAAUGAGGCAUCCUUUAGUCCCGAUGGACACCAUGUCAUCAGUGCGUCCUCUGAUGGUACGGUCAAGGUAUGGAAUGUGAAGACUACAGAAUGCACCAACACCUUCAAACCUUUGGGCACAUCGGCUGGCACAGACAUCACAGUUAACAAUGUGAUUCUGCUGCCUAAGAACCCAGAGCACUUUGUGGUGUGUAAUCGCUCCAAUACAGUGGUCAUUAUGAACAUGCAAGGACAGAUCGUAAGGAGUUUUAGCUCUGGUAAAAGAGAAGGUGGAGACUUUGUGUGCUGCACCCUGUCGCCCAGAGGAGAGUGGAUCUACUGUGUGGGAGAGGACUUUGUGCUGUACUGCUUCAGCACGCUCACUGGCAAACUGGAGAGAACCCUGACUGUCCAUGAGAAAGAUGUGAUUGGCAUUGCGCACCAUCCUCACCAGAACCUCAUUGCUACCUACAGCGAAGAUGGUCUGCUCAAACUGUGGAAGCCUUAGUGUCAUUUUACAUACAUUCAAAAUGGUACACAUUUAGGGGUAGGGCUGCAAGAUUAAUUAUAAUCAAAUCACAUUUUUAAUGGACACAGUUAGCUAACUGCAAAGAAGUAACAUCAUUUCCUUCACAAACAACAAAAUAUCCUGUCUUAUUCUGCAUAAAAACUGCUAACCUUGUAGUUUAGAUCUCUGCUAACAUGUUCUGAAAUGUGAUUCCUGUAUUAGUUAGUUCAUUUUAAAGUUCAGUCUUUUGCCAAUUCUGCUGAACACGAAUUGUGAAGUUUUUCCCAAAUCGUGCAGUCCUAUUCAAAAUGGGUUUCCUGAUGUACAGUGGAUGUCUCUGUUUUCAGUUUUGCUUGUUUUUUUAUUUCACUGAGAUGUUCAAAAUGUGCUUGUCUAGAUCAUUUAAACAUUUUUUACUUGCUUUGUUAUUUUUGCAUUUGGCCUGGUCAAAACACAAAUAAUUUACAUGUAAGUCUUGAAUAAAAAAAUAAAAAAUAGAAAUCAACAA